AUGGCAAAUUUUUUACAAGCGUCGUUCAUCGAUAAUAAUAAUGUUUCGGAUGAUGACAUGGUUGAACAAUCAACAUUCGAUCAUCCUACAGUGAUGCCUUCAACAAUGGCCCAAGAUAUCAUGCCUCACUAUUUCGAUAGCAAUAAUAGUGGUAUGAGUCCAUUAUCAAUGAAAACACAGCCAUGUGAAAUUCAAUCAAGUACCUUAUUUGAUGGCAAUACACAUGAAAAUGACGAAUUCAAUGUCAAUAAUACAAAAGCUACGAAUGAUAAACAACAAGACAAGGAUGACGAAUAUCAAGAUAUUAAUGAUGAUGAUGAUGAUGAUGAUGAUGAUGUUAAUGAUAGUACAUGGAUUUUGUAUAAGAUCGAUGAUGGUGAGGAUCAAGAUAAUCAAUUGACAUAUCAUCAUCAAGAGACACAAGAAUUAAAAGAUCUUGACUGGCAUGAUUUACCAAAUUUUAUUCGUCAUCUCGAUUAUCAGCAUUUGAAAGUAAAUGAUCGUCAUAAAGCUCACUCUGAAAAUCGUACUAUAUUAUCUAUUCGACGUAAAAUGGUUGCUAAUAACAUGAUUGUUAGAUUACCAUACAAGGGUACUCCAUUUUACAUCGGUUCCAUAGAGAAUUUUCAAGCAAAAGAAGCCGCUUAUAUAACGCGAACAGGUAGUUGGGUAUUGCUACAUGAACUGAAUGGAGUUCAUCGCAAUGCCAGUCAGUUAUGUUUUGCUAAAAUUCUUGAAGAAGUAGAAGCAAAAUUGUUUCAUUUACUUGAUUCAAAAUAUAUCAAUGAAGUACAUCAUUUCAAAAUGAAUAUUAAUCGAUCAAUGGUUCGAAUGCAUUAUCUUUAUUUUGUACCAGAAACUCAUAAGGAAGAAAUACCAGUGAGACCAAUCACGGUAUGCAAUGAUGGGCCAACAAUGAAUAUCGUUCGUCAUAUAACUCCACUUCUAUGGUCAAUCUUUGAUCAAGCAACUAAUUGUAGACGAUUUCAAAAUGGUGCUAUUGAUGUUAUACACGGUAUUGAAAAGUAUACGCAAAUGGGUCAACUUAAACCUGGUACUCUCUUCGUAACAUUUAAUAUGGAUGAUUUGACGACAAGUUUUUUACAUGAUCAAACAAUGUCAGCCUUAAAACGUUUACUUAUCGAACAAUUACAAGAUAAGACAAUGGAUGGUCUUACUAUUGAUAUUAUUUUGCAAUUGGUUGAUCUUGUACUAAAAAAUCAAUUCUGCGUUUACAAUAACGGAUUGUAUCAACAAAUUCAUGGUGGUGCUUCUGGUUUACCAUUGACAAUGCUAUUGACCUAUGUUAAUUUAUUUUAUGGACAACAUAGUGAGUUAAUGAAAACGAUAAAAGAAAAAGAUGAAUUUUUUGGCAGAUAUCAAGAACAAGCAAUCUUAACAUGGCAUGGAUCUAAAGAUGAAUUUUGCACAUUAAUCAAAAAAAAUAUUCAUGUCGAACACACUCGGUAUCUCGUGAAAAUGUCCAUUGGAUCAACAGUUCAUUUUCACGAUGUCGAAAUUAGUCAAACCAACAAUAAUGAUGUUCUCGAAAGUAAAGUUUAUUAUGAUCCAAAUAUUGACACUCUACCAAAUGUAUCUGAUGAACCAAUGGAGAAUAAAUCAAAACAAUUAUAUGCUGUUCUAUAUCGAGCUGUUCGAUGUUGUUCGAAUGUCGUGAAAUUCAAUCAUGAACGACGUCAUAUUCAACUCUCAUUUCUUACAUCUGGUUCUACAUCGGAAUUUAUUCAGUCUGGUAUUGAACAUUUUUUUUUGGAAUUCGGUCUAUCGAAACGUUCCUUUUCAUGUCUUCUGAAUGAAGAUGAAUAUCGUGAUUUACGUCAAAGCAUUAUUCAAGUCACUGAACUGCAAAUGGAACUGAAGCAACAACGUGAACGACAAAAUCAACAUACAUUAUUUGUUCCGUGUACAAAAUGGAUUGAUCCCAAACAACUAGCCGAUUAUACGCAACGCUUGAAAGAUUGGUGGAAGAAAUAUUACGGUAAUGAACCACAAACAAAACAUAUUCAAAUCAAAUGGACAGAAUCAACAUCAAAGAAUCUCACCAACAGUGAUAUUCUCGUUAAUAAACGACCACCUAAUUGUCUUUUGACUUUGCCAAAAGAAUGGAGAGAAUAA
Rotaria socialis is the source of this 2136-nucleotide messenger RNA. Lineage: Eukaryota; Metazoa; Rotifera; Eurotatoria; Philodinida; Philodinidae. The record is from the annotation of a GenBank genome assembly.